GGGCCUCCUUAACAGCUGUCCUGCGGGUGUCGCCAGCUGCUCAGCCAGUUCCUGUCCCUUCUGGAGCCCGCGCCUGCCCCGCCUGACGCUCGCGGAGUCUGUCCUGCUGGGCCCCAAGUCCCCUACUGGCGGAAUGGAGUUCUCAGAGCUGAUCCGUACUGGCCGGGCCCAAGCACAGCUCCUGCGGGGCCCGGAGGCGCCCCCGCUGCGCGGCACGCUGUGCGUCACUGGCCACCACCUGCUGCUGUCUCCAGGGCCCCAGUCGACUCCAGACCUGUGGCUCCUGCUGUUGCGUAGUGUCGACUCUAUCGAGAAGAGGGUUGCGGGUGACUCGGGCACCAUCAUUCUGCGCUGUAAAGACCUGCGGGUGCUGCAGCUGGAAAUAGAGGGCGUAGAAGCGACGCUGGACAUCGCCCGCUCCAUCGAGGCUCUGUCCUCCCUGGAAUCGGUCAUCACGUCCUUUCCGUUCUUCUACCGUCCCAAGGGCCUGAGAUUGGGCGACGCCUGGCACUUCCUCCCGCCCGAACGCUACUACAAGCGAGUAGCUCGCGAGACCGACGCGUGGCGGCUCAGCGAGGUGAACGAGGACUUCAGCUUGUGCCCUAGUUACCCCCGAGCCGUGAUCGUGCCUCGCGCGGUGGACGACGAUGCCCUGGCGCGCAGCGCCCGCUUCCGCCAGGGAGGCCGCUUCCCUGUGCUCAGCUACCACCACGCUCCCAGCGGAACCGUUCUGUUACGCUCCAGCCAGCCUCUGACCGGUCCCCAAAAGCGGCGCUGUGCUGAGGAUGAGGAGCUGCUGCGAGCUGUGCUGGCGGGGGCUCGCCCUGGGGCCCGGGGCUUCAUCCUGGACACACGCUCGGCCCAGGCCGCAAAACAGGCCCGUAUGACUGGCGGUGGCACGGAGGCCAAGGCCGCUUACCCCCGCUGGAAAAGGCUGCACCGGCCCCUGGAGAGGGGGCGGCCCCUACAAGAGAGCUUCGUGCGCCUGGUGGAGGCCUGUGGGGACCCAGAGCAGAGCAUGGACCGCUGGCUGAGUCGGCUAGAGGGCUGCCGCUGGCUGGCACACGUGAAAGAAGCCCUGAGCACCGCCUGCCUGGCGGCCCAGGCCAUGGAGAGGGAAGGGGCCUGCAUCCUGGUGCAUGGGGCUGAAGGCACGGACAGCACCUUACUUGUGACUUCACUGGCCCAACUCAUCCUGGACCCCACGAGCCGGACCAUGGCUGGAUUCCAGGAACUGAUAGAGCGGGAGUGGAUCCAGGCCGGCCAUCCCUUCCAGCUGCGCUGUGCCCACUCGGCCUUCUCCCACGCCCGCCCCAAGCACGAGGCACCCACCUUUCUCCUCUUCCUGGACUGCGUGUGGCAGCUGGGCCGCCAGUUCCCGCUGUCACUGGAGUUUGGGGAGGGGCUGCUGUUGGCACUGUUUGAGCACGCCUAUGCCUCCCCCUUUGGCACCUUCCUCUGCAACAGCGAAAAGGAGAGAUGCCUGUGUGAAGUGAGGACUCGAACACACUCCCUGUGGUCUGGGCUCAACCAGCCUAAGGAGCAACGAAAACUCCAGAACCCACUUUAUGUCCUCAAUCCCUUGGCCAUCUGGCCCUCUGUGGAGCCCCAGAGCCUGCGGCUGUGGCAAGGCCUGUUUCUGCGCUGGACGCAUCCACCUGAGCCGGCAGAGGUAGCAUGGGAGAAGGUGUGGCAAAUAGUGACAGGAAGGGAGGAGACAGAAGGCUCGCAGCCAACAGCUUCAGCCUGAGCCCCAACCCUAGGACUGGCUCCUUAGACAAUGGAUGAAACGUUCCUGAAACCUCUCUAGGCCCCUGGGGACCUUUAAACCUUGGACAAGGGUACCUGCAACCCACGCUAGCCCAUAAUACUCAAGUUCCAAGUUUGAAGUGUCCCAAGUAUAGGGAGGUCUAAAUAAUAAAGGUAUUCAUGAUUAGCAUCAACCUACUGGGGUGUCAGUAAGAAGGAAAAAUCAUGAGACAGACCCCACAAAAUAUCUGACCAGAAACUAUUUAUUACCAAAUCAAUUUAUUUCUCAGAGUCCAAAACUUUCUCCAGCAGCCUCCCUGGCCUGGAUGGAGGUCCAGCUUCUUAAGCCUCAAACUCAAACUCAAAAUACUGUGGGUCGAAGUAGUGGAUGCGAACGUAACCAUCUUCUCCUCCGCUGCUAUAGCUGGAAAAAGACAGCCAGGGACAAGUCAGGUGCUGCCCUGGGAAAGGGAUGCCUGAGGGACAGGGCGGGAGGAAGGCAGAGACCAGCCCAGUUAGCUCAGCUCGCUUCACGGGGGCCCUACCUCUUGCCAUCAGGAUGGAAGGCCACACUGUUGAUAGGGCCAAAGUGACCCUUCACUCUUCCAAACUCUUCUUCAAAGGCCAAGUGGAAGAACCUAGAGGAGAGGGGAGAGCAGGCACAUGAUUAAUUCACUAUGCACCUUCCAGAACACUCUGGGGGCAGCACCCCUCAAAGGCAAACUAUGAGACAAAAAAUAAAGCAGCAGAACUAUGAAUAAUGUAAGAUGAAGUCAGGGGAAGACUGGACCCAAACAUCUGCCUGAAUACAUAGCUAACACUUACUGAGUGCCUACUAUGUGCUGGGUAGAGCUCUACGAGCUUAACAAGUAUUAACUCAUUUAAUAUGCACGAUUUUAGAAGUAUCUUAUCACUGCUCCAUUAUACAGCAGAGAAAACAUGAGGACAGAGAAAUACAAUGAUAUGUGUAGGUCCUCAGAGUUCAUGGCCUUAACUGCUAUAUUACCCACUGAUCACGGGAAGGCCACGAAUUUGGCUACACUUCCUCGUAGCUAAUAUGGUUCAUGCUCAUUAUGAAAGACACGCUGUGAGGUUUCAGUUUGGAAGCGCUCUCUGCCCCUUUACCUGGCCUCAAACUUGCCAAUCCUGGUGGAGGUUGUGGUUACAUCCAUGGCUUCCUGACCGCCACCCAGCACCACCUGAAGGGGAAAAGAAACUCUAGAUGGACCAUUUUGUUUCUCCCACCUGCCCUAUACAUUUUUAACAUCUCCCACAUAACAAUGGGAGGAUGCCAAAGGCAAGGGAUGAACAGACACCUCAGCCACCUCCUGGCCAGUUCCCUGGGGCUACCCAAUCAUUCAGCCUUGUCACUGGGCUAGAAGUCUCCUCUCUGCCUGACACCAAUUCUCCAUCAUGUUCAUACUUUAAUUGCCCGAAAAACAUCUAGGUCCCUUACAUGGUCAUAGUUGGGGGAGAGGGCAGCUGAGUUGACGGGACGUUCUGUCCGGAAAGUCUUUUGAUGUUCGAGGGUUGUUGAGUCAAAGAGCUGGAGAGAGAAGGCAGGAGAGAAAUCUAUAAGUGGAGCCUUCUUGAGGGAAGUCAGGCAGGUUGGAUGUAUGCAGCAGGAGGGUAGGAGCAGCCCCACAAGACCCCUUGCCCAGGCUCACCUUGGCUGUGUUGUCCUUGGAUGCGGUGACAAACAUGGUCAUGUCCCUGGAUAACUGGAUGUCAUUGAUCUGCCGGGAGUGCUCCUUAACAUUCACCAAUACCUCUCCAGACUGGGGAAGGAGGAAGAGUGACACUCUGGGCAGCUCCAACCCCUGCUACUCCCACUGCUCCCCAGAAACCCAAGCACCCAAAUCAGAAAUCCGAGACACCCUGGACUUUACCCUCUCCUCACCCCCCUAACUAAUCAGCCACCCCUGAACAUCUCUUGACUCUGUCCAGUAUUCCACAUCCCGUGCCUAUUGGCUAGUUCAGCUCCAUUCUCCAAACCACAGCCUGCAAAGCCUUCUCAAGAAAAAAUCUGAUCAUCAAUUACCCUUUAAAGACUCCCUCUUGCCUGCAGGAAAAUCAGAACUCCUUACCUCCUGACAUAUAAAUAAAAUCCUCUAAUAAAAUCUA
Messenger RNA from Lemur catta (Ring-tailed lemur), 3873 nucleotides. RefSeq names its product myotubularin-related protein 9-like. The transcript is spliced from 10 exons. NCBI's taxonomy places the organism in Eukaryota, Metazoa, Chordata, Mammalia, Primates, Lemuridae. The record is from RefSeq and is a predicted model, not a curated record. Gene Ontology annotation, biological process: negative regulation of autophagy. Bases 134 to 1750 code for a protein of 538 amino acids.